Molecule: messenger RNA, 674 nt
Organism: Parathielavia appendiculata
Lineage: Eukaryota; Fungi; Ascomycota; Sordariomycetes; Sordariales; Chaetomiaceae
Exons: 1
Coding region: 39-305 (88 amino acids)
Source: RefSeq, a predicted model, not a curated record
ACACUAGGCCUCCUUUGCAGGCUGGCUCUGUUUCCGUCAUGUCCGCGCCACAACCUCCACCUAAUAGGUGGCAAACUUGCAUCACCCACGGCCACGCUGGCUCGGUCAACCCUAGUGCUGCUAUAGACGUUCAUGUUUCCUCAUCCGGAAUACACAUCCGGCCCUUCCCAGCAACACCGCCGACGUCCGCCUCUCGGUGUAUUAUGCGCUACCAACAAUCAUCCCUUUGCACGAUGACUACGGCGUCACCAAAGUUAUCGGCCCCAUCCAGGUCCGCUUUGAGACGGGGCGGAAGUCGAAAAUAGCAAGGUUGACCUUUUGGGAUGGCCAGUUCAAAAUUGUUGACAAACCGAACCUCGACUGGAGCGGGUCCGGAUCGCCGACCGCUGAAAGGGUGGAAUGGAUUCAUGAUCUCGGCUCGGCGAACCUAGUGUUCGAGUGUGGACUCGGAAUGUCCUUUUCAUUCAAUAUAGAAGGCUCGAGUGACCUGAAUAAUCUUUAUGAGCGCUACGUGGCGAUCCAUUCGGCGGGAGUCACGCUCAUGCAUUAGGGCAUUGCCCGAGGCAAGCAGCACAGGGUCAAGAUGUUUGGCGGGGUCGGCAUUGGUGCUUCUGUUUGAUGAUUGAUAUCAUAGGUUCUUCUAUGUUAAUUAGUUGAGGUAUUCAAGGCCCUUA